Messenger RNA from Microstroma glucosiphilum, 3110 nucleotides. Its product is annotated as Pkinase-domain-containing protein. Gene Ontology annotation, cellular component: cytoplasm; nucleus; spindle pole body. The transcript is spliced from 4 exons. Bases 112 to 3015 code for a protein of 967 amino acids. The record is from RefSeq and is a predicted model, not a curated record. Gene Ontology annotation, molecular function: protein kinase activity; ATP binding; protein binding. Lineage: Eukaryota; Fungi; Basidiomycota; Exobasidiomycetes; Microstromatales; Microstromataceae. Gene Ontology annotation, biological process: mitotic cell cycle; regulation of protein localization to mitotic spindle pole body; protein phosphorylation.
CCAGUCAAAGGACGCUGCUGCUUGCUCCUCACGACGAGCCUCUCCCUCUCCACGAGGACAGAGAAGAACAAGGAAAUCAACAUCUGGCUGUCCCACUGAUCAGCAGUCAACAUGGCCGCUACGUACGAGGCUGCCCCGGCCCUGUCCGGGCCAUCCUCCAUGGAUGCUAGACGGCGCACCUACGCUCAACGAUCACCCGCUCGCAGGAAAGAGACUACAACACUGGCGCCCACAUCCACGACUACUGCAAACAGACCGGUGACCGAGAAGCCCAAGGAGAAGAAGAAGGUGCAAGAGAAGCCCAUCAAUCUGCCAGAUCCACCGGAGAUCAUUGUUGAUGAGCAGGGCACCAGAUGGGCUAGGGGCAAACUUUUGGGUUCAGGUGGCUUCGCACGAGUGUAUGACGCUCAGAAUGCUCGGGGAGAGAUGAGGGCGUUCAAAGUCAUUGCAAAGAAGCACCUUCAGUCGAAGAAGGCUCGAUCAAAGAUCCUUGCGGAGAUCAUGAUCCAUUCGUCUCUCAAGCACCCAAAUGUCGUGAGGAUGGAAGACACAUUCGAAGACGACGAGCAUGUUUAUUUCCGGCUAGAGCUGUGCAAGGCGGGAUCUAUGAACGACAUGGUCAAGAGGCGAGGAAGGUACCUCGAUGCUGAAGCACGAUACUUCAUGGUCCAGAUUCUCGCCGGAUGCCAAGGGAUGCAUACCAGCAACAUCAUUCACCGUGAUCUGAAACUGGGCAACAUCUUCCUGGACGAGGAUAUGAACGUCAAGAUCGGAGACUUUGGUCUGGCUGCUCUACUCAAGGACCAAGGCGAGCGCAAGAAGACUGUGUGCGGUACGCCCAACUACAUCGCGCCUGAGGUCUUGUAUGAUGAUGGCGAAGGGCACAGCUUCGAGGUCGACGUCUGGUCAGUCGGAGUCAUCCUAUACACGAUGCUGGUCGGUAAACCUCCCUUCCAGACUUCGAAUAUUCAGGAGAUCUACACGAAGAUCAAGAAGAACGACUACCACAUCCCAGCCGAGGCAGAGCUGCUAGUGGAAGCAGAGGACUUGAUCACCAAGAUCCUUGCUCCUAAGCCCUCUGACCGUCCCAGUCUCAUUGAGAUCAUGAACCAUCCCUGGUUUACUUGCGGCGCCAUCCCGAUCUACAUUCCUAUGCAAGCUACCGUCAGCGAGCCUCGCCUUACGCUGCCCCUCACCGUAGGUGACAAUGCUCGCAACUUUGCUCUCGUCAAGCAAAGGAGUGCUUGGAACCCCAAUGCCGACGACCUUCUCGACGAGGAAGAACAGGAGAUUGAUGCUCGGGAGGAGCUCAGACACCAAGAAGCUCUGGAGGCAGAAAGGGAGAAGAUGGACAGAGAAUUCCAGCAAGCAAUUCAGCCCGCCAGCCCGAUUUCUACCCUGCUCAAAGCCAGUCGUCAACCUCUCGUCAAGGCACCUAUGGCCUCUGCGUCAGCAAAGUCGAGUGGUGCUGCUCUCGCACGGCAAUUCCAGACCCUAGGCAUCAGCAGAGCUCAAUCAGGGCAGAAGAUUGCCACUGCUACCGGAGCUGUCACAAAGAGUGGCAGCAAUGGCAGUGUCAACAGUGGCAAGGUCACACCCCUUGCUGCAUUCGACAAGGAGAACGCCCACCCGUCUCCUCCCGCUCGCGGUAUGGCCCCUCCUUCAACGAGGCGAGCCGGCAAUGCGCUUGGAAGUUCCGGUCUCAAUGGCCUGACAGCUGAGGGCGGAGAAGCCGAAGAGCGGAGAAUGCUGGGUCAGAAGGCUCGCUUGGUAGCAGGCAACUCUGGCACCAGCGGUAGCAACGUCGCUGCUGCUAGGUCUCCGACAGCACCUUCAAGUGACGAAGAGGGCCUCCCCAGCAGCAACUUCGUUCGUGCACCGCCAGCCAAGGCUUCCACUAUCGAGAGCAUGACGCACUACCUUUCGGAGGCCAUCCAGGCUGCCGCUGUCGGCAUGGAUUACCAGCCUCUCACUGUCUCUGGCGAGAAGCUUUACUUCGAUGAACCCCAAGCGGAAAGUCCAAAGGUGUUCGUCAUCUCAUGGCUGGACCAUUCUGAAAAGUACGGUCUAGGCUAUGCCCUCAGUGAUGGAAGUGUGGGCGUAUACUUCCGCGACUCGACGAGUCUUAGCAUCAACUGUUCGCGCACUCACUGCGACUACAUCGCCAGCGCCAAGAGGGGUGCACUUUCCAGAUCGAAUCCUGCAGUGAAGAGCACCGGUACAGCAGCCGCCACGGGCGAGCUCAGUUGCUACAAUUUCAACUUUGCCGGCUAUCCGAAGUCGAUGGACCUCAAGGACGAGAGUCAAGUGCCGUACGCCACUGAGCUGCAACCCAAGGUCAAGAUCCUCCGCUUCUUUGAGCAAGAGAUCAUGGACCGCCUGUAUGGCGCCAACAGUCCCUUGACUUUCCGCGACAUGGCAAUCGAGAGUGGUAUGGCCUUUGUGCACAAGUGGUACCGCUGUCAGCAAGCCAUCGUCUUCCGUCUUUCUACGGGCACGGUGCAAUUCAACUUCUACGACCACGCAAAGGUCUUCCUCUCUGCCGACGGGCUGAUCGUCUCGAUGAUCCCGCCUACCGAGACGACGGGCGGGCAGCAAGUAAUGUGCUCUUACUACCUCACCGAAAUCAUCGCCAUCUCUCACCCCGAGAGGUCGCUGCAGGAGAGUCAGGCCCUCGCCGAGGCUUCUGCUGCUGGCCUCACGCUGGCUGAGGUAGGGAUGAGAAUCACCACGCCGCUAGAAAGGAGGACGGUGCGCAACAUGCUCAAGAGACUCAAGUACUGCCGAGAUGUCCUGGCAACGACGGUUUCUAGCGCUGCCGUCUCGGCGUCUGCCAGCAGCAGCGUUGCCUCUGCAGCUGGAGCAAGGUCAGCCUCUACCGCUUCGGCCAAGGUUGGCACUGCUGCCACACUUGCCCCUGCCGGCUCGACGACGCUGCCUAGGAGCACGAGCACGAGCAGCGCUGCGAGCAGUACCGCCAGCAGUGGUGCUUCGAGGACUGUCGUGAACAAGUAAAGUGCCAGAGUAGGACCAUGCCCCUUUCAAGAUACCCCUCAGGGAAAGGACUGUCCUGCGAAAGCGCCUUCUUCUUGUUCUGCCCUCGCAUACCG